AGGGCAGUGGGGUGGUGGCACCCAGGGCAGUGGUGUGUCCCUCGGUGCCAGCCGGUCCCAUGCAGCUGGCAGGGAGGUGGUUCCUGGUUGGCAUGGCCUCCCGCUGCAGCUUCCUGGCUGAGCACAGCCACCGGCUGGAGGCCACAGCAGUGACGGUGACCACUGGUGAUGGGCAGAGCCUGGACAUCAGCACCUUCAGGAAGCUGGAUGGGAUAUGCUGGGAGAUCAGGCAGCGCUACCUCCCUGCCCAGGCGCAUGGACACUUCCUCCUGAAGGGCCGUGGCCAUGGCAGCAAGGUGGACAUGGUGGUGGGGGAGACAGACCACAGCAGUUAUGCCAUCCUCUAUUACCAGAAGGGCCGGAACAUCUCAGUCAAACUCUAUGGACGGAGCAGCCAGGUCAGCGAUGCUGUCAUAGACAAAUUUGAGCAGCGUUUGAGGGCUGUGGGCCUGAGCGAAGAUGUGACCUACUACUUCCCUACGUACGGGUUCUGUGACUCCACAGAUGAAUUUCACGUCCUCGAUGGUGAGUUGUGGGGUCCAGGCGAUGCACUGGGUCCCCCCAUGGGCCAGGCCUGGCCCCACAUAGGGCAGCACAUGGGUUCUCCUGCCCUGGCUGGGAGCUGGGCACAGAGGGUUCAGACCCUCACCACACCCAUGUGGUCCUGCUGGGGGACCCCAAGACAGGCAAGAAGGUGGCAGACCAGCAGCCAAGAUGGGCAUCAGGUGCAUGCUGGCAAAACAAAGUCCUGUUCACUCCCCACAUGGGUCAGGCAGGUUUAGUGGGAUUUUAGUGGUGUUUCCAGGGGUGAGGGUUGGUCUGGGACAGGGACACCCCUGGGUGAGGGUUGGGGUCCCCAAGGACAGCUCCAUCAGUUGUCACUGGUGCUUGGGGGUGGGUCUCCAGCCCUUGUGCUGGGCUUGGACAUCUCCCUAGCCCCUCAGCACUUCCCUUUCCCUUCCAGAAACAAAGCUGUAGAUGCAGAUGGUGUUGCCAGGAGGUCCUCAGUGCUCAGCCUUCACCUCAUCCAGCUGCCCAUGGCCACACAGGACUGAGCUCAGGCUUGGUCAGACCCUAUUGCUGCUCCUGGGGCUCCCCAUCUCCUCCAGCGGCAUUGGCAGCCAUGUGGGUCCUUGUUCUGCCCCUGCCAGGU
Messenger RNA from Melopsittacus undulatus (budgerigar), 1153 nucleotides. It is a transcript of the gene C8G, whose product is annotated as complement C8 gamma chain. Gene Ontology annotation, molecular function: complement binding. Gene Ontology annotation, cellular component: membrane attack complex; blood microparticle; extracellular exosome. Gene Ontology annotation, biological process: complement activation. The coding region runs from base 60 to 782 and encodes 240 amino acids. The record is from RefSeq and is a predicted model, not a curated record. The transcript has 5 exons. Lineage: Eukaryota; Metazoa; Chordata; Aves; Psittaciformes; Psittaculidae.